Molecule: messenger RNA, 1030 nt
Organism: Seriola dumerili (greater amberjack)
Lineage: Eukaryota; Metazoa; Chordata; Actinopteri; Carangiformes; Carangidae
Gene: tsc22d4
Product: TSC22 domain family protein 4-like
Exons: 4
Coding region: 7-999 (330 amino acids)
Biological process (GO): regulation of transcription by RNA polymerase II
Source: RefSeq, a predicted model, not a curated record
GUGAGGAUGAGUAGUGGUAAAAAGAGGAGUGGCUUCCAGAUCACCAGUGUGACAUCAGACUUAAACCAAACUCCUGCCGGCCAAUCAGCUCCCAGCGUGGUCCUGACUGUCCUCCAAUCAAAGUCCUCCUCCUCCUGCAGCCCUCAGGGAAGCUCCUCCCAGCCAACCACACCCUCUCUGAAGAGGAAAUACAUCCCCCAUGAUGCAACUGCUCAAGGGGCAGGGUCUUCGUCCAGGUUCAGGGUGGUGAGGCUAGCGGUGGGCGGGGCCGGCAGUGGUGGCCGUGGUGAGCCAUAUUGCCGUGGACGGUGGACGUGCGUGGACUCUAUGGAGCGUCAGGAAGGGGUGGGGUUCAGGCAGGUGAUGGACAGCAUGAGACACGCCCACUCACUGGAAUCCCUGGAGAUGAUUGGCCGAGACAGAGUUCACUCCAAGGAUACCGCCCACCUGCAUGGUCAGCCAAUCAGAGGCAGGGAGGAGGUGGGGCUCGUACUGCGCAGCGGGCCACCGUCCCCUACACACCAAGAGCCAAUUAACAUCAGGCUCCUGGACCGAAAGCAGCCAAUAGGAGUGCAGGGUUUAGACUACACCCCACCACCAUCUUUGCCAGGCCCACGAAACAUCCCUCCUCCUCUACGAUUGGACGUGGACGCUGCAGGAAGGUCUGUCCUCAGACAGUGUCACUCUCAGCCCAACUCCCCCCCCACUGGAUCCUACCACCCAACUCUGACCCCUAUUCAGACUCCUGCAGCCUUCAGUCUGGACCAAACCAUCUUCAACCUGCCGGGGGACGACAGUACCUCCAGUAACAGUCUGGUCGCAAUUGAUAACAAAAUCGAGCAGGCCAUGGACCUGGUAAAGAGUCACCUGAUGCUGGCGGUCAGAGAGGAGGUGGAGCUUCUGAGGGAACAAAUCAGAGAACUGCAGGAGAAAAACCAACAACUGGAGAGAGAGAACCACAUCCUGAGAACACUGACGCACAACAAGCACACAACAUAACACACAACAAACACACAACAUAACGCACAAC